CCUCCGCCACCCUCCUCGUUCCUCCAGAUCAUCCCCACCAAAGAAGAACCUAAUGGGAAGCAAAGCUCCGAAUUGGGCAGACCAGUGGGGAGCGGGUGGGUUCGGGAGUGAGGACGAGAAUGAGCAGGUGAAGAAGCGAAGCGGCAGCAGCAAGAUGGCCGAUGCGAAAGCAAAAGCAUCGGCGGGAAUGGACAAAGCCAAAGCGGCGGCAGUGGUGGGCGCUGACAAAGCCAAGGAGGCGGCAGUAGUGGGAGCCAUGAAACUCAAGAGCGGCACCUCCGCUGGUCUCAAAUGGGUCAAGAAUCAAUAUCAAAAGAGGGCUUCUUCCUCCAAGUGAACCUUCCCCAUUCUCUCCCUCCACCUUCCGACACUGUGAUUCCACCAUGCCUAUAAUUUCAUCCUCCUCCGACUGUCUUUUGUUCUUUCUUAUAGCUUUUACUGGCCUUUCCAUAUGCACUAGAGAUCUAAUUUUGCUUCAGACUUUACUUGAACAUGAACGUAUUUUUUCUUAUUUUACCUGAA
Messenger RNA from Neltuma alba, 522 nucleotides. RefSeq lists its product as uncharacterized. Lineage: Eukaryota; Viridiplantae; Streptophyta; Magnoliopsida; Fabales; Fabaceae. The coding region runs from base 53 to 337 and encodes 94 amino acids. The transcript is spliced from 2 exons. The record is from RefSeq and is a predicted model, not a curated record.